AAGGAGUACACUACAUUUCUUAGACAGGACGUGAAGACUUUUAAUGGUAUAGACUGAAGCGUAAUUGGUCGGAAGUUUGAAGGAUCAGCGGUGUUGCCUUUCUUAUGAAUUAAAAUUGUACAUGCUCGCUUCCAUUCAGUUGGGACAUUACCAGAGUGCCAAAUUUCAUGAAUAAUUUCGGUAAGGUAACUUCUGAGAAACGAACAUCGCUUGAAACAAAUAAUGGAAAGUUGGUCAAGGGGACAAGGGGAGCCAGACGAUUUCAUUUUCCGUAUAACAUUAGUAACUUGUUGGUAUGUCGGGGGAUUAAGGUUAAAUUGAACUUCGGGGUCACAUAACUUUGGAAUCCAGCUGGGAAUAGUGAACAGUUGAUUAGGAUUAAUUUUAGCCAGAGAUUUAGAAAAAUAAGUGAGGCAAUCAUUCACGUUGAAGGAAGGUAAUAUUGAAUCCUUCUUAUUUAUGAUAUUUUUAAUAUAGCCCCAAAAGUUCCGGGUGAUAUACUUGUCGUGAUUGAGCGUCUGAUUGCAAGAGGCUAGCCCAUCGUCGUUGUUGUUGAUAUUGCGAAGUUUGUUACGCAAUAUUCGAGAGACGUGUCUAAUUUCAUUCCUCCAAAGCGUCUCUCGUAUUCUGCGAUGGAGGUGCGCCGAGAAUGGUGCAUCAGUUUUCCAAACAGGUUUUUUUGCUUUGCGUUACUGGCACUUCCCUAUGUUUGUGUUGUCCCUAUUUCGGGAUUUAUUGAAGAUAUUUACGAAGAUUACACAAUUACGUUCGAAAAUGAAACUUUGGAAAUCAAUCACACGGUCAAUGUUCAUGAGAAUGCAACUCUGACCAUCCAACCUGGUGCAAGUAUAAAGUUUUCUGGAAACGGAAGUUUGAAUGUCUAUGGUAAUCUCGUUGCAAAUGGAACUGAAGCAUUACCAAUUGACAUCAGUUCGCAAACUGGGAAGUAUUUCAACCGCUCAUUGAUGACAUUAGCAGGCUUAGCCUAUUUACCAUGGAAUAUUUUCCAUACAAGCUUGAGGCUUGUUGACGGCAACGGGUAUAACACUGGGCGGUUGGAAAUUCUUCACCAAGGUAUCUGGGGAACUAUCUGCGAUGACGGUUGGUCCCAAAUAAACAGCGAUGUUGUCUGUCGUGAACUCGGUUUUCCAACGGGAACUUUUACGCGAGAAUUUGGAGCAGGAACUGGUCGAAUAUGGAUGGAUGAUGUGCGGUGUACUCAAGCUGAUCGUUCAUUGAGACAAUGUAGCCACCGUGGAUUUGGUAGCCAUAAUUGUAGACACGACGACGACGUUGGAUUAAUAUGUACCGGGCCAAACUUUAAGUUGGAAACAAGUAAUCUAUCGAGAAGCAUAUUCCAUUUUGCCGGCAAAGAAAGAUCGUGUUUAAUCAAUGUUAGAAUACAUGUUCUAAAAGAAGAUCGGUUUCUGGAAGAAAAUUCUUCACUACGCAAGUUUACCAGUUUCAAAGCAAUUGUUUGUGAUGGCGAGUGUCCUUAUCUCAAAAAUGCUGACAUAUCAGGUUUCGCUUUGGCUAUCGAAAUCCGUACCUACGGUAUAGAUAUUUUGUUAGGCGAUAUAAAGAUCACAGACUGUCUCUAUGGUGUUGUGGCAACGAACAAUAAAAUAAACAGCUCUGUGAAAAAUGACCUCAAAUAUAACAAAGACAUGGAAAUACUUCGCUUUAGAAACUUUACGGUUAUCAAUUCUACCGCAGGCGUGUUGCUUAUUGAUUAUUCUUCCUUUAAUAUUGAGUUAGAGGAAUUUACGAUCACAGGCUGCCAUACCGGGGUGGAAAUUUUGCAAACAAUCUUCACGAGAUUUAAGUUGUCAAAAUUGAGGCUCCAAAAUGGCGUCAAUGCCAUCAGGUUACGAAGACACCCAGGGCGCUUUGAGCUGGUCGAUCUUUGUGAUAGCAGCAACAGCGUUUACAACGAAUCAUUUCCUGUCGAAAUCACUUAUUACAGUGGUCACAGCAACCCUUGUUCCAUGGUGUUCGCAACCUCUCCAGACCAGGUUCUGUCAGCUUUUGUUUCAGAUCUUUCAAAUGUCAAGUUGCGGAUUCGCGAUAGCAAUUCAUCUGAACUACUGUUUGAGCUAUCCAGAGAUGAUCUGUCGCAACAAUACAUCGUUGAAUUGAAAAGUAGUGCUGUUAUUGUUGAGAUCGAAUUUGAAAUAUAUUGGUAUUCGAGUAAUCUCAAGAUGUUUCUAUUGAGUCGACCAGAGCGAUCACAAAAGAACGACAUAAACGAGAUUUCGGAUGUAAGUAUACGACAAUUCACGGGGAUUGGAAUCAGGCUUGACGUUAAUCACUACACAACAAUCAUCAAAAAUUCUGAUAUUACAAAUACAAGUACCACGUGCAUAUCCGCGGCGCUUGGACAGGGAUCAAUAUUAAAACUAAUAAACAGCACAUUUAAAUACAACGUCAACGAUUACUCUUCCAUGCUAGAAAUAUCCAUCAAUGGUUAUUCUCUUGUCCAACUAAAUGGAAAUGUGUUUCGUAGUAACCACUUCAAGAACAUUUUGAGACUCCAAACUGUUAAUUCAGGAAUAACAAGAAAAAAUCCAGAUCAUAUAUUGAAAUUAACAAAUAAUACAUUUCAGUACAAUACGAAUCCUAUCAGUGCAACAUCGGCUAUGCUGGAGUUAAUCUACCAUCGCUAUUUUCUUAUCCAAGUAAAUGAAAAUAAGUUUCAGAAUAACCACUUUAAAAACAUUUUGAUAUUCCAAAUUUACGCUUCAAUAUUGCCUAGUUACAGCAGUGGAUCUUCUUUAAAACUAGUAAACAAUACCUUUCAGUACAACAGGAACUCUAUCAGUGCAACGGCUUUGUUGGUAUUUUCCUUCAAUAGCCAUAAUGCUUAUUCGUCUACCCAGAUAAAUGGAAACAUUUUUCAAAGUAACCACUAUGAGAACAUUUUGAAAUUUCAAGCCCUUUAUUCCACAUGGACAAACUCAAGAAACAAAUUGUUAUUACUUGACAACAGCUUAUUAAAUAAUACAGCAAAAAAUUUAGUUGAUUUUACUGAAAAUGCUCAGGUGGUUGUCAUUCGUGGGAAUACAUUGUGGCACAAUGCGGUGGUAAGAAGUGUCUUUAAUCUAGUCAAUAACCAUCCCACGAGCAGUUUGAAUUUCACCAGAAACAGUCUGAUUGCCAAUAUUAUUAUUCAUCGACGCACUCCAAGUUCAUUUUAUGAUAUCAAUGAUGUUGCAGCUGUAAUCUUCUUAAGCAGACAAAUAUUUGUGAAUGAAAAUUUUUUUGAAAACCCAUUUCUUCCUUUGGAAUUGAUGCUUACGCCAAACUUGAAUUCACAUCAUAUAAAUGGGAGAAUGAAUUGGUGGGGAUUAACAGACGUGAACGAUGUAAUUGCGAGAAUUUUUGAUUUCCGUCAUCGAAAUUAUUUACCUCAAUUAAAUUUUUCACCUUUUCUUGCAAGUGCUAAUCUUUCUGACGUCUUUAAAGGGGAGACAAAUAUCAUGUUUAGAAAGGGAAAUGUACUGGGAGGUCUCGUAACUGAAGACAUUAUCCUCGAGAAAGACAAUUCUCCUUUUAUUGUGACGAGAGACAUUAUAAUUUUACAAAAUGCUUCGAUAACUAUUCAAGAAGGUGUUCAAGUCAAUGUGAGUCCACGUAUUGGAUUUCAUGUUUACGGCAAGUUGGAGUUGCUUGGAAAAUUGAGUGCUCCAAUCAAAUUUGAUAUUGCAACGAGUUUGAAAGGAAUUUCCAACUUUGGACAAUAUCCGAUUCGUCUUGUGAAUGGUUCAAAACCAUGGGAGGGUAUUGUUGAAAUACUUUAUAACAAUACCUGGGGAACAAUAUGUGAUGAUUAUAACACGAAUACUAACAAUAUUGUCUUAUGCAAACAGCUGGGAUUUGAGGGUUAUAGUGGCGGCUAUCGUUAUACGCCCAGUUCUGGUAGCGCGAAGCCAGUUUGGUGGAGACAUGUAAGAUGCGACUCAGAUACUUAUAAUGAUAUUGCCAGUUGUUCUUUCCAAGGCUGGGGUGUAUCGUGUUAUCGUAGUCUAUGGACUGUACGCUGUAAUCCUGGCUCCUGGCGCGGAAUACGAUUCCGAGAAACGGCUAAAGCAAGUGAAAUAUCCCAUGUAAAAUUUGAACGUGGUGGAAGUAAUACCCAAUCUCAUAUAAGUCGCUAUGUCUUGCAUUUUGACGUAUUGAGACAAGUCAUUAGAGAUGUAGAGAUUCGCGAGUCUUUCGGUGGAAUUAAAAUUGCUUUUCAAGUACCUGGUUCUAACAUGGCAAAUAUACUGAUUGAAAAUAGGCGCAGAAAUGGCAAUGGAAUUGAGAUAUUUUCGUCACUAACUUGUUAUAAUUGUAGCGUUUUCAACAAAGACAAGGGCGUUUUAAGCGAAACAAUUGGCAUACUAUCAUUUACUGAUGAUCGUGAAAUUAAUUACAUUGAUUCCAUACUGCGAAACAUUAUGAUGAGAAAGGAAAUUUCAAUUUGCGGGCAAAAUAGAGAAAUAACCAUUGGUAGAAAAGACAUGCAGAUUAUCACCACGUCGAGAACGACUUCCUAUUCCUCCACGAAUGUUGAAUGCAUUUUUAAGAUAACACUUUUAUCGGAAGCUAUUUUAACUACAGAAAUAAAGAGAUCAGACAUUGAAAUAUUGACAAUUACCGCGUCAAAAGUAAAUUCAUCAAAAAACAUAAGCCGUUUUAACGCUAGCCACAGCGAUACGUACAACUUUGGACCUGGUUACUUAACUGUACGUUACUGGCGAAGGGCUUAUUCCUAUGGAACAAAUAUUAGAAUUGUUAUCGUCAGUGCAAAAGAAAACGAGGCGUCCUUAUUGAAAACUGAACUUGGAACUGCAAUUUUAGUUGGUGGCUUGCUGGUCAAUAAUUAUUAUGGCAUACGACAAUAUCGCCGCAGUCGUACAAAAGAUCUUAAACUGCAAAAUGUUACCUUGAGGGAUAAUUAUCAUGGCAUUUAUAGCGAAUAUCGCUCCACAAAUCUUUCUCUAGACAAUUGUACUAUAACAGAUGGGUAUUAUGCUAUAUACCUAAGAAAUUAUCGUGAUCAUGUGGGUGAUUUAUUUCCAAUAUCUAUCUCAAAUCACCAAAAACUGGAGAGCUGCGUUAUCCGAAGAAUGAGACGCUCUGUGAUCUAUGUCCGUUAUACUGAUUAUUAUUACCCACGCCGGCAAAUAACGUUCAUAACUUUUCACCGUUGUAUCAUACUCGAAAACGAAAGAAUAUCUGAGGUAGAUUAUUCGUCGCUACUCAAUUUAUAUGUCAGUGAAUGCAGCAUUUCACAUACUCGUAAUAUUGGGUUCAAUAUAUAUCUAUCAGAGUCCAUCAAAAGAGUUUUUUCACUUUCCCUCGACAAGAACUUAAUAUUUAAGAAUUGGGGAAUGCUGUUGAGUUACGGGGCUUAUUCCGUGGACAGUUUGCAAACCCCAAUCACAAUUAGAAAUAACAUUUUUGUAAACAACUCUCUUCGACCAGGAGAUGGGUUAAUAGGCUUCUAUGGCAAAAGAAUAAGAAGUAUAAUCACCACUAUCAACAACAAUACCUUUAUCAAAAACAAGUGCUCCUUUAUGAUAAAAGUUGAUUUUGAAUCGAAUCGGAUGCCGCAAACGUUUGUGAUAAAAAACAACAUUUUGGAACAAAAUGAAGCCGUUCCCUCAAAUAAACAGAGAUAUAUUGAGGCUGGUGUCACAUCUUACACGGUUGGGCUUUUUGGAUGCAUGUUUAGCAAUUAUGAUAUUCAUGGGAAUAUUUUCAAUAACGAGAAAAUGAAGAAAGAGUUGUUUGUCGGACGUACAUGCGGUACGAAUUACUUUUCAAAUGCAAUUGAUGCUACACUUAAUUAUUGGGGCACGUCAUCCAGCGAAAACUUAACGGAAAGAAUUUUUCACGCUGACAAUUGGAAUGACAGACCAAGAAUAAAGUACCUUCCAGCUGCUGCUACACGGAAUUUCACGACAAUUAUAAAGCAAAAGAUACAUGCAUACUUGAACCGAUCCAAUAUUGGUGGUUAUUUGCCUUCUUCUCUGCGUCUGACAACAGUAAACAGUCCAUAUGUCGUUAUGAAUGAUUUAACAAUAUCCGAAAACGCCACACUGGAUAUUGAGCCAGGCGUUCAAUUGUACUUUAAACCGCACAUUGGUUUGCUAAUUCUUGGAAAUAUCAUCGCCCGUGGAACAACGAAUGAAAAAAUAAAGUUCUGCUCUUUGAAAAAUAAGUGCCAAGUUAGGUCACAUAGUAGGGUCCGACUUUUUGGAGGAGAUGAAGAAUAUAAAGGAAAACUGGAAGUUCUUGUUGAUGGAAUUUGGCAGAGUGUAUGUUACUAUUACUUUACUUCAAAAGAUGGGACAGUGGCCUGCAGGCAAUUGGGUUAUGGUAAAUACAUUAAUCAUUAUGGAAGAUCCCACAAUACUGAUCCUCAUUACAAAGUUUCCUUGAACUGUCGUGGUAAUGAAACUUCUCUAUUCAACUGCAAGAACCAAAGUGUUAGUCACUGUGGCUACAGCUGGUAUGCCUAUAAAUACGUAUUUCUCGAAUGUGAAAGGAAUUAUAAAUGGGGCGGUGUACGCAUUGUCCAUGGAAACAUCGUCAAUUCGAGUAGUGGUUAUAAAGGACAAAAUGAACAGUCGUCAUUAGAAAAUAUUUUCAUUAACGAUGCGAGUACAUUGCAUGGGCAAGCUGUGUCUUCUAUCCAGGUUAUAGGACGUUCCCCAUUAAUGACAAAUGUUCAUAUCAGUGAAAGUAACGGGAUUGAAAUUAUUGCGCAAAGGCGUACAAUGGCGCUAGAAAAUGUUAUUUUCGAGAGCAGUUUGGAAUUUCCAGCAAUAUCGAUUCUGGGAAACAAAGGAUCAGUUUCAAUCUCCCGGUGUUCAUUUGAAAGAGGAAAGCAACAUGGGAUAGCUAUUGCCCCAAUUAAAAACAUCACCUUCAUGUAUCCGUAUCUCGGCCACAAUUUGUGCAAUUCCGUUCAAAAAGUCUACGUCGACGAUGAAUCAUAUAUUUAUCUAAGUGAAAAGGAUACAAUUACAGGCAUAUUUUGUGGUUUAGAAAUAUCAUCUCCGAACAAUACAACAAUUCAUUUCCGACUGCUAUCCUGGGUGAGAAGUUCGUACACUGUAAAUGUUUAUAAUGGUGAUCGUUCCUCGACAAUCGCAAGCAUGCACGAUUGGAACGUUAAUCAAUAUGAACACAAAGUUAUUGUGAUUCCAUCAAAUUCAGUGUUGAUAGAGGCAGACAUAUCAACAUUGAGAGGAUUUUUAGCUGAAAUUAAAGUCAUUGGUCAAACAGGGACAUCCAAGCAGAAACCGGAGAUCAACGUUAAUAUUGAAGAAUGUAAUUUUCAAGAAAUUUCUGGUUCAGCGGUUCAUUACACUUCAGAUCCUGAACUCGCCAGCACAGUAACGAUUAAACGUAGCCACGUGACUUUACAAGGAAACAAAAAAACCAAAUACGGCAUCAAUUGA
Molecule: messenger RNA, 7457 nt
Organism: Dendronephthya gigantea
Lineage: Eukaryota; Metazoa; Cnidaria; Anthozoa; Malacalcyonacea; Nephtheidae
Product: protein bark beetle-like
Exons: 7
Coding region: 633-7457 (2274 amino acids)
Cellular component (GO): membrane
Source: RefSeq, a predicted model, not a curated record